This is a messenger RNA of Nymphaea colorata (pocket water lily), 3970 nucleotides long. RefSeq names its product transcription factor TFIIIB component B''. Lineage: Eukaryota; Viridiplantae; Streptophyta; Magnoliopsida; Nymphaeales; Nymphaeaceae. The coding region runs from base 258 to 2330 and encodes 690 amino acids. The transcript has 14 exons. Gene Ontology annotation, biological process: RNA polymerase III preinitiation complex assembly. The record is from RefSeq and is a predicted model, not a curated record. Gene Ontology annotation, cellular component: transcription factor TFIIIB complex. Gene Ontology annotation, molecular function: TFIIIC-class transcription factor complex binding.
ACGGGGAAGAUCCCGCACGGCCCUUUUCUGCACCCCGCUACCUUUAAAAUAACGACAGAUUACCGGCUUUUUUCUCGGGGAUUCCUGGUGGGUUUGAGCGAUAAGGGGAGUGCAGGCUUGUCGUCGGUUUCUUGCCGAGACGGCGUCAUGCUGGAAACAUGAAGUAGUUGCCCUCUCUCUCCUUCUUCCCGCUCUCCCUCGCCCUCUUGCUGCCUGCCGCCUGGUUCUGUAAGCGAGAGGAUUAAUCUAGCGCAGACAUGCUUUCGGAUCUGGACGCGAUUGAUGAUGCCCUGGCUAAUGCCGGUGCUCGGAAUGCCAGUAAAUUCCGCCCGAAGGUAGGCAAGUUGCUCGAGAAGAAAGCGGGUAAACCAUCUGCUGCAGCCCGCAAUGUUGACGCUCGGAUGCCUAAGGAGUCGGCUUCAGUCCCACAAACCGAUUCUCAGUUGCCUACUUCCCAAGUUGAUGCUACACAUGGUGUCCUAACCAAUGGUGCUAUGGUCACCACGUACCAAUCCAACGAGGAAAAUCUUCAAGGCAAGCAGAUGCUUGGAUCUUCUUUUGAAGCUGCGUAUAUGGGAGCUGAGGCAUCUGUUGGCAUAGAGAAUGCUGGGGAGAGUUCGUUUUUCUCUAUUCUGCAUGGAACUGUUCCUGAUGUGGAUGCUGUUGCUGGCGACAUUUUAGGGCGCCCAACUAAUGAUGCUGGAACAGAGGAAGCUUCUAAUUCUAUGGAGAAUCCUCUGGUUGCAUCUUCCGAAGAUGUCUGUUAUGAUUUAGAUCACAUUGGUAUCACUCAUACUGAAUCUGCAAACAAUGGUUCAAUGACUGCAAUUCAGGAAGAAAAUGAACACUUUACAUCUUCUGCUGUCGUUUGUAAUGUGCAUUCUGACACAUAUUCCAAUCAAGUUGGGAAUGUUGGGAGAAACUCCAUGAUGUUUGAUUCUCAGUAUGUACGCUCUGACCUUGAUGAUCCCAAUGAUGUGCUCGCAGAUUCUGUGUCUACUGGCUCACUGCUGGACAACCAACGUGGCCAAUCAUUCACUCCCCUUCAACAAGAUCAGUUAAUUUCCAAUGCUUGUAAUGCUAUAGAAGAACCACCAUUUUCGAGCUAUCCAUUUCCUCAGAAUGCAUAUGAUACGAACCUUGAGAUGGGAGAGGCAGAUGAACGAGAGCAAGCAGUUGGAUCUAGCAUGAAUGAUGAGCUUUUGGGAGAUGUUGACAAGGAUGAAAUAUUUCACGCACCUGAUCUGGAUGGUGAAACUAGCAGAGAAUCAAAAUCCAUAAGAAAAACAAGGAAGAGAAAAGAUACUCCUCUUAGCCAUAUAGAUGAAGCAAGUGCUGAAAGUAAAGAUGAACUUACUGGAACUGCUUAUGAACCCUCAGACAGUGCUGGAGUGGAUGAGAGUGGCAGUGAUGAAGAUUUCUCUGAGGGUAAUGUCGUCAAGCGGAAAAGGGUGGCUAAAGGCAAGAGGCAACUUCCUGAGGAACCAAAGCAAAAGCAAAAAAAUCACCCUAAUUCAAAGCGAAAGGCAGAGGCUAAUGAAGGUCCUAAUUCAAGCAAAAAAGAACCCAAGAAGAAGUUUUCUCACUCCACCAGACGAACCAGGAAGCUGAUGGAUGAAACCUUACUGGAAACCCCUGAAGAUGAAAUCAACCCCCGAACACUCAUCUUGAAAGAUCUUAUCUUGCUUGCUGAGAUGAAGGAGAAGAAAUUGAACAAAGCAGCAGCAGUUGGUAGCUCUGUCACUCCUGAAGGAGAUGCAGCUGGCUUUGAAGGAGUUGCUGGGGAUGGGACAUUUCAACGUCACUCACCAAGUCUAAAUGGAGAUGGUGACGAAAUUAAUCAAACAGAUGAAUCAACACGUCCUAAACUCAACUACCACUCAUACAUGAAAAGAACACCAUCUCAGAGAUGGUCAAAUGCAGAUACUGAAUUGUUUUACAAGGCACUUCGACAGUUUGGAACUGAUUUUGAAAUGAUCCGGAAACUUUUUCCAGGCCGUACAAGACAUCAAGUGAAAUUAAAGUACAAGAAGGAAGAAAGGAAACAUCCUUUGCAGCUUGCUGAUGCUUUGGUUAACAGAUCAAAAGAUCAUACCCAUUUUCAGCUGGUGAUUGAUCAAUUGCAAUCUCAGGCAGAAUCUGUGUCCUGCAAAAGUACUGGAUCACCAGAUAUAGAUGGACAAACAGGGGAAGCUGAUAAUCACUUCAAGGAUUACAAUAAUCUUGGUUCUCAUGAAACUCGUGAUAUUGAUGAAUGGAGCCAUGAAGUUUUUGACAACACUUCACCUGAUUAUGUAGGAAAAGAUGAUUACAGUGACUACUAUCAAUGAAUCAACAUUUGAAUAAAGCUUCUCAGGGUGCAGGUUUCCAAGUUGAAGCACAAAGCUAUACGAAGUAUAACCUGGAAGUUAGUAAAACUGGCCUUGUAGAGCCCAAUCACUGGGUGAUCUGACCGGAUUGUGGCCAACUAAGCUACAGAGCCGGAUCGGUUGUGCUGGGGCUAUUACCUACGUGUCUGGGUUGAGAUCUUCAGAUACUGGAGAAAAUUGGAACUUCCAAGCUCUGUUUAUGGAGUUCCCUAAACUGGUGGUUCUCCUAUUCAUCAAACAUCCCCCCUUUGUUUUCUUGAUUUCACACCUUUGUCACUUACUGAACUUUCUUCUUCUUCUUCUUCUUCUUCUUCCUCCUCUACCAAUACACUGGCCACAUUGUCACUACUAAACUUGGUGAGGAAGUCCUUGCCUCCUCCACUUAAUUACGAAACAAAGUGUUGAGAAAAGGCAAUAAAGACUUCCAUGUGCCACCAAUGCCAGGAUGGUAUCCUUGACUGCCUUGUGAUAUAUAUCUGCAACCGCCACCCUUGUUAGAAGGUGAACUCAUGGUCCAUAUAAUGAUCAGCAAUAAUGUGAGCAGAAACACAGUUUCCUGGCUGCUCCUUCCAUCCACAGUGGAGUGAUGUUAGGGUUGAAAUCUUCUGGUUGAAGCACAGCUCCGUUUGCUACAGGAGUACAGGGUACUGCUCCAGAAUUAAUAUGCCAUGUUAUGCUAUUCUAAAUUGGUCUAUGGAUAUGUGAGUGCUGAAAACAUGCAGGUGAAGGAGAGGCUUUUGGCUUUAUGCUUACUGGAAAUUUGGGGUGCGACAAUGAGGAUGAUAAGGAUUGUCAACAAGCAGUGAGCAUCAUAAGCUGUAAUUUCUGGUUCAUGUUAGAGGGGUGAUGAGGGGUUAAUUCAGCAGGUUCUCUUGUUUUGGGUGAGCUAAACUGUAGGUUCAGACAAGGGGCAAUUUUUGGUUUCUCAGGUGCCAGGUGGAGUGUGAUUUUCUAGUUCAGAACACAAAGAUAGAGGGCUUGAGUUUCUAGAAAGAGCUCUCUGUUGGCUUGAGAUAGGAUCAAGGGUUUCUCAUGGGAAAGUUUGGAUCUAGUAAACUUUCCAUGAACCGACAAUGUGAUUGUGCUUUAAUGGUGGAUUGACUGUUCAUGCUCGACUGCGGUCUUCUCAGAUGCUCAGCAGAUGCAUAGGGAGUCUCAGGCAGAAGCAUGUAUCGUGCAUCCUGUUCAUUUUGACCCUUUCAUAUUUAUGCUAUUUAAUGUCAGACACAACAUGCUGCACUGACUUCCAUCCCAAAGGCAUUGACGCCUACAUGUUAAUUACUAUUGGUGUUUUAAGUUUUAACCGGUAGAUUUUAGUGUCAAGUCUUGAAAAGAUAAGUGGGGAAUGUAUUUAUCACCGAAUUUGUACCGGAAUGAACUGUAUUUUGUGAAUGGAUGUUAGAUAACCUAUAAGCGGUUUAAGAUACACAAAUGAUACGAUCAGCUGUUACUGAUCCAGGGAAGAUACAUGUAAAGUCUUGAGAUCAUAGCUGUCCACUUUCUGAGAUAGAUUUUUCAUCUAUGUUUGCUAUUAGAUGCUACUCUUGCUGAAUUUUGGAUUCUCGGUCUAUAGAAAUCUUAUUUUUGUUUCUGGAUCCACA